This is a messenger RNA of Myripristis murdjan (pinecone soldierfish), 2802 nucleotides long. Its product is annotated as WD repeat-containing protein on Y chromosome-like. NCBI's taxonomy places the organism in Eukaryota, Metazoa, Chordata, Actinopteri, Holocentriformes, Holocentridae. The coding region runs from base 1 to 2802 and encodes 933 amino acids. Gene Ontology annotation, molecular function: protein binding. The record is from RefSeq and is a predicted model, not a curated record. The transcript has 18 exons.
AUGUCGUUACAUCAUGAUCCAGCCUGUGGAGUCAGUCCUGCAGAGGAACUGAGCCUGCAGCACCUGCCACUCCUGAGAGACGCGUUUACCUGUCACACUCUGUCAGACAAGGCACCCCGUCCAAAAGCCGGCCUGCAGAAACAGGAAAACAGACAGAAUGGACGGAGUGGAAGGAACCGAGGAGAAAGGGAAAAACAUGGGAUGAAUUUUGAGGAGUUCAAGCAGACUCUGAGCGCUGUUGUUGGUCCAGAUAUAGAGGCUGCCUGGGUGGAGAGGUUCUUCAGUGAGGUGGAUAUUGAUGGUGUGGGCCACGUGGACUGGCAGCAGCUGAGUUUCUAUCUGUAUCUGGAGUACACAGAGCGAUGCCACACAUCCAAACCCAGAGCUGCUCUCAUGGAUGCCCAACCACAUAUCAGACUCUGCUCUCACAACAAGCGGCAGCCAACUACUCGUGUGGUUGCAGUUCCCCAUCCUCCCCCACUGCGCUAUAUUACUGUCAGCAAGGGGGGGCACCUCACUGUCUGGAACAGCAGCCUGCACAUCAUCAAGACGCUGGAGCUGGCCGGGGACCCUGCAGAGGAAGUGGCUAACAGGAAGAGAUUCAGGGGUUGGACCACUGAUGCCGUCUACAUGGGCAACUUCCACAAGGUUGUCAUAGCAACCGACUGCAGGGACUUCCACUUUUUCAGUGUCUCCACGGCCAAAGUCUUUGAAGACGUCCACUUAUUUGGGUUUCGUGCUGUUCCGACUGCUCUUUGUUACUGGUAUGAUGUCCAGUCUCCAGAUCAACCCUCCCUCCUGAUAUGGGGGGAUGAAAAGGGAGGAGUCAACAUCAUGCGGUUCCUGAACCCCUCCAAGGGUCUGUUUGAAAGCUCCCUUAGGAGAGACAACAACAUGCAGAGGAUCUUUUUCCCAAGCCUUGGUGAACACUGCAAGCUGGUCUCUUACCGUCACAUCCCCAACAUCCACCAGGAGCCAAUCAACAGGGUGAUGUAUGAGCCCCAGACUGACCUCAUCGUGACAUCAUCAGAGAGCGACACCACCUCUGUGGUCCUGAUGGACGUGUCACUCAGGCAUGAGCCUUAUAUUUGGAGGAUUGAGCAGGGUGCCAGAUGCUUCGACUACAGCAGGGCUCUGCAGAUGGUGGUAACAGGAGGUUUUGACCGAGCAGUCAGACUUUGGAAUCGAUACGUGACAACCCGUUCUGUAGCUGCAUUUCUGGGUCAUCGCACCACUGUAUUGGAUGUUAUCAUCUAUCAACCUGCAGGGCAGAUCUUCAGCUACUCCAAAGAUGCUGAGCUGAGGGUGUGGGACAUUUCCACCCAUCACUGUCUGAGGACUGUGCGCCUGCAGUUCCCCUGCUUGCAGCCAGGACGCAUCCCAGAUCAGGGCAACUUCCCCCUCCUGUUGUUAAGCCCUCCUCUUCCUGGACUGAGGCAGCCUCAAUUGCUGGUGGGCUGCAAAGAUUACUUAGCACUGCUGACUGUGGCUGAAAGACGGAGGGGAGGAUGGCGUAGUCCGGCGCUCUCCUGUGCUCUGUACAACCCCACCCUGAGGCAGGUGGUGACUGGAUAUGCUGACUCCUCCCUGUCCCUGUGGGAUGUGGCAACAGGAGGGAGGCGGCUAACAAUCUCCAAUGCUCAUGGAGAAAUGCCGCUCACCUGCAUGACACUAGACUCCUCCCACAGACGACUGAUCACUGGGGCACGCAAUGGCACUAUUAAGGUGUGGAACUUACUAAAUGGCCUUAACUUGCACAAGCUGGAGCCGGUCACUAACUCUGAGGUCACAGGGGUCACCUGUCUCCAUGACAACCACCUUCUGGCAGUGGGGUGGAGCCGGCAGAUAGCUCAGUACGACAUCACAGGUGCCAAGGAUGUGUAUGUGAAGGCAGACAUGUCGUGGAAGUCUGCCGGCGUCCACAGCUCAGACGUCCUGGCUGUGUGCCAGUGUCCUGCCCUGGGGGUCGUUGCCACGGCGAGCCAUGAUGGAGAGGUCAUCAUCUGGAGGCUGGAGACACAAGCACCGCUGCUCCGCCUACACAGAGACACACAGCCAGGGGUGGCGCCCCCUGUGGACUGCCUCUUGUUCCUGCAGCACAGAGCGGCCAACAGAAAGUUGAGGCACAGGGCUGUCCUGGUCUCAUCGCAGGCUGGCUACCUCUGCUUUUGGAGCAUCACUGGAGACACACACAGUUAUGGCCAGGUUUAUGCCCCAGACCAGGCAGGGGAGCGCGUGCUGGGCCUGAGCUCAGACCAGCCUGAAAACAGUAUCCUAGUCUCAGGAGACACAACAGGCCAGCUUCAGAUCUGGGACAUCUCACACUAUGCUCUAGACACCAUGCCAAAGCCAGUCUGUGAGCGGCCUCCUCUCCUGCACAGCUGGAAGGUUCCUGGGGGGGCGCUGGUCAGUGUGGAGGUCUUUGGCUUGGCCGACAGCCUCUUCCUCCUCACGGCCUCGGCUGAUGGCUCGGCCGGACUGUGGACACAGCAUGGGGACCUUGUCGGCUCCUUUGGACAGGAAGUGAGGUGGAACAUCACUGACCCAGCGACUUACCAGCGGAAGGUAGUUUUGCGCCGUGAGACAAGGGGUGUGUUUGGUGACGUCGACCUCAGUAAGCUGCUCAUAGCUGACGGAGAGUGCGCUCCACAUCAGGCUCUGGUCCUGCAGCAGGAGUUGAAUCCACCCGAGGAUUUACCCACAAGCCUCUGGAUGUGGUAUCAGAGUUUGACCAGUGGCGCUCAGCUUGGCUCCCUGCAGACGUCAAGAGGAAAAGUGAGCCGCAUGGCCGACCAGACAUAG